Molecule: messenger RNA, 1044 nt
Organism: Cyphellophora europaea CBS 101466
Lineage: Eukaryota; Fungi; Ascomycota; Eurotiomycetes; Chaetothyriales; Cyphellophoraceae
Exons: 2
Coding region: 1-1044 (347 amino acids)
Biological process (GO): regulation of transcription by RNA polymerase II
Molecular function (GO): DNA-binding transcription factor activity, RNA polymerase II-specific; RNA polymerase II cis-regulatory region sequence-specific DNA binding
Source: RefSeq, a predicted model, not a curated record
AUGACUAUGGUCAUUGACAACCAAGGUCGUCAGUACGGCGGCAUCUCCUUUGAUCCGAUGUAUCCCAACACCAUGCACGCCCCACCCCAGUUCAGCGACCCAUGGUCGCAUCAAACUGGCAACACCAACCAGACAUACUCUGCAAUGUCCAAGCCAGAUACGCAACGACCAGCGCUGUCGAUGCCUUACUCGCACAUGCCGCCUGUGUCUGCGCCGUUAGCUUCAGGUAGCCAGUUCUCCAAUCUCGGGUACAGUGCAGAUGGACUAAGUGUUGGACAAGACAUUCCCAGAUCAACAUAUUCGGAGCAACCCACCUACACCGCAACGUCGGCGCCGCAAUACUCGGCUGCAUACCCGCCAAUGAACUAUGCCCAGUCGCUGGUGCAACAGCAACAGCAGCAGCAACAUGAUCAACAGCAUCGCAAAAUGUCACAACCUGAUACCGCCCGCGCUGCGCAAGCUAGCUUUGGUGAGCUUGAUGCGUCCAGAGGCAUGCUCGCCUUGAGCCAUCAGAACCUCCAAGACCUUACUCCCCGCAACAUAUACGAAGCGCGUGCUCGUGGCUCAACCGACUCUUAUGGCUUCCCAGCUCAAUCUUCUCACUCUUCAAUUUCGAACGAAUCUGGCCGUGGUUAUCCUUACUACGCGUCAAGCGUUGGUUCAGCGACCGACUCAGCAACCGACUAUAGCUCAGCUGCCAGCGAUGCCGGCUACGACUCGAUGGCUUCGCGAACACUACCCCGACCAUCUCAACUGCUCGGCGCUCCAUUGGGUCCCCCCGCUCCUCAGUCUAUGAUGGGACAAUUCUCAUCCAAACUCUCAGCCAACACUCAGAAGAAGCACAAGUGCAAAGUAUGCGACAAGAGAUUUACGCGACCAAGUUCGCUGCAGACGCACAUGUAUAGCCACACUGGUGAAAAGCCUUUCGCGUGCGAGGUGGAAGGCUGUGGCCGUCACUUCUCGGUUGUGUCCAACCUGCGACGACACAAGAAGGUACACAAGGGCGAAAAUUCUUCGACUACAUCCGACGACCAUGACGACUAA